AUGAGGACUUUUUAUGAUUCUGAUAUUGUGGUAAAUUUUAUGUUAUCAGAAGAAGCAAUACUUAACGAGAAGAAAAUCGUUGAAAAUAAUAGAAUAGUAUUACGUGAUUGCCAAAAACAAAAAUUAUUAAGUGAAGGAAAAAAAAAUUGGGAUAAAUUUUAUAAUCAUUAUAAAACAAACUUUUUUAAAGAUAGAAAAUGGAUAAAAGUUGAAUUUGAUCAUAUUUUUAAAGAAAAUUUAGAAUAUAAAAAAGAAAAUAGUAACGAUACUGAACUGUUAAAAGAAAGUGAUGAUGAAAAGAAACAACAAAAAAAGUUAAUUUUAGAAAUAGGUUGUGGAGUAGGAAACUCAUUAAUUCCUCUUUUAAUAGAAUAUCAUAAUUACGAUUUUAUAGGAAUUGAUUUCUCUAAAAAUGCAAUAAAUUUUUUAAAUGAGAAAUGGAGAAAAAUCGUAAAUAUGAAUAAUAAAUUAAAAGAUGAAAAAUUAGUAAGGGAUUCAGAAGAUGUACUAAACAAUGAUUUAGAUAAUGUUAAAAAUAUAAAUAAUCAUAAAAACAAUUUAAUCAAUGAUCAUUUUAACAAUAAUGAUGUAAACAGUUAUGAUUCAAAAUAUAACUAUUACGAUGACGAUCCUUCUGAAAAGGAAAACUUAUCAGAUAUUUAUGAAUUAAAAAGUUAUAAGAAAUUAGGAAAUUUAAUUAAAACAUGUGUAGUAGACAUAACAACUGAAGAUACACCAACAUGUAUAUGUCAAUUUGAAACAGUUGAUAUUAUUUUACUCAUUUUUGUUUUAUCUUCUGUACAACCAGAUAAAAUGAAAAAUGUAAUUAAUAAUUCAUAUAAAUAUUUAAAGAAAGGAGGAUAUGUUUUAUUAAGAGAUUAUGGAUUAUAUGAUUUAGCACAAGUGAGGUUUGCUAAUAAAAAGGAAAAAAAAAUAUCAGAAAAUUUUUAUGUCAGAGGAGAUAAAACGUUUGUUUAUUUUUUUAAAAUAGAGGAGUUACAUGAUUUAUUUUGCAAAUAUGGUCUAUUUGAAGAAGUAGAAAACAAAUAUAUAACAAGAAUUGUUAAAAAUAGAAAAAGAAAUAUUGAGAUGAAAAGAAUUUGGGUACAAUCCAUUUUUAAGAAAGUGUAA
Messenger RNA from Plasmodium relictum, 1131 nucleotides. Its product is annotated as methyltransferase, putative. NCBI's taxonomy places the organism in Eukaryota, Apicomplexa, Aconoidasida, Haemosporida, Plasmodiidae. The record is from RefSeq and is a predicted model, not a curated record. Bases 1 to 1131 code for a protein of 376 amino acids. The transcript has a single exon.